GGGGCGGGGCGUUCCGCCAUGAAGCCGGCGCGCGCGGCCGUGUGGAACGCGCGGGCCGCGCUGCUCUACUCGCUGGGCGGCUGGACCACGCUGGGCGCCCUCAUCUACUACAGCCGCCUGGACAAAGCCAGCACCGAAAAUGAAAAUGAUCCUGAUGCAAACCAAGGGACCUACAAAGAAGUACGCACUAAGGAGUAUCCUUUUGGAUUGACAGUGACAACAGAAAUAACAUACAAAGAGGUUCAGCCUCCUCUUACGCGACUGCUCAGGCGUGUGGUAUCAUUCUUUGUUCCUGAUGACGGCCCUCCUUCCAAAAAGUGAGCUCUUCAGAAGCUCAGAACAUUGUGCUGGACCUCUGAGAACAUCAUCCCUGUGCCUGGCACCAGACCACCUCUGGAAAACUGUCCCUUGCAUUGCUGAAACAGCAGUUCUGCCCAGCUGGUGUGAAGUUGCUUUCCCAGCUGGUGUGCAGGACGUGAUCCAGGAUGCACCUGGGAUGGCUCCUUAGCUGGGCAGCUCUGAAAUGGAUACUUUGGGAAUGAUUACUAAAUGGGGAGGAAUGUAGUUUAAUGUUUUGGGUAUGAGAGUUCCUAAUGGUCCUUCAAAUAAAAGCUCACAAGAGAUGAGUUACAAGUGCAGAAAUGUUUCUGUAAGCUAAAAACUUACUGAAUGUUCUGCUCCAGGCUCUUGUUUCUUUAGGGGUUUUCCUGAUCCUUGCACGUGCUGUGUCCCCUUGUAGGGUACAGUCCCUCAGCUCUGUGGCCAGAACUAAUGUUCAUUCUGUAGGAUUUUCCCUAGUCCUUAUGGACAUCACUUUCCCUGUUUCUAUUUGGGGUCUCCUCCAGCCUUUUUAGGACACGUCUUGCCCUGCCCCCCAUGGGUCUCUGAGGUUUCCCACCUUGUUGUAUUGAAAGUUGUCUCCAUCUCCUCUGUCCACCCACCUCAGCUUCUAGUUUCUGAAGGGGGCCCUGCUGGGAUGCUGCAGGGAGAGGGGCUCUUCAUCUGGAACUGAGGUGAUAUGACAAGGGGGAAUUGGUACAAAUAAAAAGAGGGGAAAUUUAGGUUGGGUAUAAGGAAGAAAUUCUUGACUGUGAGAGUGGUGAGGCACUGGAGCAGGUUGCCUGGGGAGAGUUUGGAUGCCCCAGCUGUAGAAGUGUUCAAGGCCAGGUUUUGGAUAAGACCUUGAGCGACCUGGUGUACUGCAAAGUGUCCCUGCCCUCCCAACCUACACCUUUGAUUCUGUGGAAGCUUUUACAGCCCAAGCCCCACCCAGCCCGUGCACCUACAGCCCCACCAUUCCACAUGGACUCCUCAGGUCCUUACAGCAACCACCUCCUUUCCCAGGGACUAAUCUGUACAGGCACCCCGCUGUUUCCCUACGGGGUGCUUACGUGCAUAUUCUCCUUUUCGCAGGCAAUAAUAGGAAAUCUUUUCCCCCAAAUCCCUAUAGGCAAUAAGAGGAAGUCUAAACACCUGGACGCACCUGUCCCGUGGGCGCCUGUCCCUCUGCUAUGGACAGCGGCGGUGCCGGCACCUCCGGUGCGCCAGGGGGCGCUGCUGCGGGGCGCGGGGGAGCGGCCUCUGCGAGCGCCGCCGCUGUCCCCGCUCGGCGCCGGCCGCGCUGCGCUGCGCCAUGAAGGCGAUCGUGCAGCGGGUGGCCCAGGCCAGCGUCACAGUGGGUGGCGAACAAAUUAGUUCAAUAGGACGAGGCCUCUGUGUGCUGCUGGGCAUUUCUUUGGAAGAUACACAAAGAGAGCUGGAGCACAUGGUUCGAAAGAUCUUGAACUUGCGAGUCUUUGAAGAUGAAAGUGGGAAGCACUGGUCCAAAAGUGUGAUGGAUAAACAGUAUGAAGUGUUGUGUGUGAGCCAAUUUACUCUCCAGUGCAUCCUGAAGGGAAACAAGCCUGACUAUCACAUGGCAAUGCCCACGGAGCAGGCAGAGUCUUUUUAUAACAACUUCCUAGAGCAGCUAAGAAAAGCCUACAAACCAGAGCUUAUUAAAGAUGGCAAGUUUGGUGCCUACAUGCAGGUCCACAUCCAGAAUGAUGGUCCUGUAACAAUAGAACUGGAGUCCCCAGCAGCCACUGUUGAUCCUAAACAACUGACAAAACUUGAAAAACAGCAACAAAGAAAAGAGAAGACCAGAACCAAGGUGCCCUCUGAGUCAAGUAGAGAAAGAAAUGUCCCCCGAAACAAGGAUGACCCCAGUGCCAGCAGUGGAGCAGAAGGAGAUGUGUCCUCAGAAAGAGAGCCUUAGCUCAUCCAAGGCAGGCCUCAGUUUCUUACGCAAAAGCUACCCUGAAUUCUUGAAGAAAGACCCAACAUUCACCUCAGCAACACUCCUCAACAACUUGGGAAAAGGAUGGAAAAUGGGAAAGCAGAGCUGAGACAUUAGAAACCGAUCAUUCUGUAUUGAACCAACCAAAGCAAUGCUGUCAGAUUCAGUUGUAAAUGUGUAGUGUCAGUAGUGAAAAGGACUUGUGACAUUUCUGUGUAUGCGUUCUCACAUGACUGCUGAGUAAAGGGUGACUGUAGGAGAUUGUAGCAGAACAUUUCACUCUCAGUACAUAAGCUCAAUUUAAAGAAUAAAUCAGGGUUUUUCCUUAAACUUACACUUGAAUUCUGAAAAUUCUCUGAGCAGGCUUGUGUAUUUUUUCUCACUCUGUGGUGUCAUGUGCUACCUGUUUCCAUUGCAGUGUGCAGAUCUGUGCAUAUUAUGGUAAAUUGUUAGCUGCUGCCUUACAUCAGGUUAGGCAGUCCAGUCUUUCUGCAUGGACUAAGUUAUUACAAGGGAAGAUCAACCUCUAGUUGUUUAUCAUGUGGAACACAUCCAUCUUGUAAACUUUUUUAAAAACAGAAAAGACUUUAUUAAACAAAUGAUGCCUGUUGGUGUUUGUGGAUUGCAUUCCCUGAGUGACUUCUGGGUGUGACAAAGAGGGGGGACACAGAGCUAAACUUGUAGGCCAAGGAACACCUAUUGCUUCAACUCAUCCACCUUUCCUGUGGAAGGUUAGAAGUCAGGUUGCUGACCUGAAAUCUUUGCUGUUUCUAACACGUCUAAGUAAUUUAUUUUGUGGUGGCUAUCAAAAUGUCACACAGCUGCUCACCUACUGGAUCCAGGUCUGCUGUCAGAUCCAUGGGAAGCAGAAGAGCAUUUGGAAACUGCCAGCCAACAACAAGAGCUGAGAAGAAGCUGCAAAACUGCCAAGGAAGCUUUGGGGGGAAAAUGAAAGACUGCAGGCUGUUACACUUAGACUUCUUUCAGAAGUUGAUGGCACCUUUUAUAUUUGCUAUUCCCUAGGUCUGCCUUGCCCUUCCAGUCUGCCCUGGGCACCAUCUGACCAUUAUAUGCAAUAUAAGGAAAAGCUGUGUGUUUGGGACAGAUGCUUCCUGUUGUCCUGUGCCCAGAGUAUUUUUAAGCA
Messenger RNA from Ficedula albicollis (Collared flycatcher), 3422 nucleotides. RefSeq names its product D-tyrosyl-tRNA deacylase 1 (gene DTD1). Gene Ontology annotation, cellular component: cytoplasm. The record is from RefSeq and is a predicted model, not a curated record. The transcript has 7 exons. Lineage: Eukaryota; Metazoa; Chordata; Aves; Passeriformes; Muscicapidae. Gene Ontology annotation, biological process: tRNA metabolic process. Gene Ontology annotation, molecular function: D-tyrosyl-tRNA(Tyr) deacylase activity. Bases 1634 to 2257 code for a protein of 207 amino acids.